Molecule: messenger RNA, 2865 nt
Organism: Setaria italica (foxtail millet)
Lineage: Eukaryota; Viridiplantae; Streptophyta; Magnoliopsida; Poales; Poaceae
Product: proline-rich receptor-like protein kinase PERK7
Exons: 11
Coding region: 337-2610 (757 amino acids)
Biological process (GO): protein phosphorylation
Molecular function (GO): cation binding; ATP binding; protein kinase activity
Source: RefSeq, a predicted model, not a curated record
CAAGAAGCAGAUUCUUCACACGCCUCACCGGUCUCAAAUUUCAAAUCCAUGGUCAUGAGCUUAUGGUCAUCAGCUUUUUCGUCAACUUCUGCUUGGUGUGCUUCAGCCUCCACCUCUGAUGGAGCACCUCAAGUUACGGCAGCAACCAUCCUAGAUUCCUAGUAAAGCGCCGGACCAUCUCUUUGUAAUUUUCUUUCGAGGAUAUUUGCACUUUUCACAGAGUUGAAGCCGAGUUCUAUAAUAUAUUCUCGAAUUGUCUGUGACAUGUAAUUCAAGCUAAGCCUUCUCUUUUCUGAUGGGAUGCUGCAGCCAGCCUUGUAGGAGUUUGAGAAUAUCAUGGAGAACGAUCCACAACAUACAAGUGUGAUGCCAAGGGAUUUCACAUUCCAUUUGUUAGAACAAAUUACAAAUAAGUUUUCCAAGGAUCGCAUAAUUGGUUAUGGAGGUUAUGGAGUGGUUUACAAGGGAGUACUCGACAAUGGGGAAGAGGUUGCUGUGAAGAAGCUUUAUAAUAAGCAUCCAGGACUUGAUGAUGAUAAGCAAUUUACAAAUGAGUGUACUAACCUUAUGAGACUCCAACAUCAAAAUAUAGUCCGCUUAGUUGGCUACUGCUAUGAAAUAGCUCAUAAAGUUGUGGAGUACGAUGGACAAUAUGUUUACGCAGGAGUGGAAGAACGAGCUCUCUGUUUUGAAUACUUGCAGGGUGGAACCCUUGAAAAGCUUCUUUCUGAUGAAUCCUGCGGACUUGGUUGGCACAAACGUUACAAAAUAAUUAGAGGAGUUUGUGAGGGUUUACAUUAUCUUCAUAAUGGAUCCAAAGACCCUAUCUACCAUCUAGACUUAAAACCUGCAAAUAUAAUGCUGGAUAAGAAUAUGGUGCCAAAAAUAGGAGAUUUUGGCUUGUCAAGACUCUUUGAUUCAACACAAACCUGUACCACGAAAGUAAUCAUAGGAACGCCUGGAUACAUGCCACCGGAGUACAUCAACAGAUACCAAAUCACACAAAAGUUUGACGUAUUCAGUUUGGGCGUUAUAAUCAUACAAGUAAUGGCAGGACGUGGGGGUUACUUGAAAUGUGGAGAUAUGUCUCACCAAGAAUUUAUUGAUCUUGUACAAGGAAACUGGGGGAAAAGGCUUCAGGUUACAAUGUCAUCACAUACAUCGCAUGAGAUUAAGACAUGCAUCGAAAUAGCAUUAAGAUGUGUGGAGUCCGACCGAGUGAAAAGGCCUACUAUAGCAGAGAUUGUUGAUGAACUGAAUAAGAUUGAUGAUGUGAAAAGAUCACUUGCAGACGAGGACAACUUACAUAGCACGCAAGUGAAGCUAUACACGAAUUCAGGUGCUGCUGACGCAGAGGGUGCCUUGACUGUCGACCACAGGGACGACGGUAAAGAGCAAGAACACAUGACUCUUGAAGACAAGAUCCUAGAGGAUGACCCAUCCGACACUGAAUAUCCUGGUCCGCAAACUGGUGGGACACUCGAGAGGUUGCCCACCUUGAAAGCCAAAUCUGGUGGCCGUAAAGCACAGGAUGACCUCCUCUGGUGUCACGAUCUUGCGCGGUGCCAAGACGGCGACUUCUCGGUCGCUGCCAUGCAGGCCAACCACUUCAUGGAGGAUCAGUGCUUGGUUGAGUCAGGCCUGCCUUUUGGCACCUUUGCCGGCAUCUUCGAUGGUCACGGUGGCCCUGAGGCCGCCUACUUCAUACGUGACCACCUCCUCCCCAACCUCCAAGAGACCUCUUCCGGCCUGCAGGGCGUGACAGCUGAUGCAAUCAGGGAGGCAUUUCUGGCCACAGAGCAGGGAUUCAUCACGCUCGUGUCACGCCAAUGGGAGACCAAGCCAAGCCUUGCCACAGUGGGGUCAUGCUGCCUUGUUGGCGUCGUGCACCAGAGGACUCUCUUCAUCGCCAACCUUGGGGACUCCCGAGCUGUUCUUGGGAAGGUCUGGCACGUCACUGAGGAGGUUCUCGCGGUGCCGCUGUCAGCGGAGCACAAUGUCAACUAUGACAAAGCCAGGAAGGAACUCAUUGCUGAGCAUCCUGAUGAUCCGGAUAUUGUUGUUUUCAAGCAUAAUGUCUGGAGGGUGAAAGGCAUCUUUCAGUUGUCGAGAUCAAUAGGUGACGCAUUCUUGAAAGACCCGCGAUAUAACAUGGAGCCACUCACUACAAAAUUCAGGCUUCGUACACCAUUCAGCAAACCUUUAUUGAGUGCCAGCCCAUCUAUCUUAUCUCAUAGUCUUCAACCAUGUGACCGUUUCGUCAUAUUUGCCUCAGAUGGUCUGUGGGAACAUUUGACUAACCAGGAGGCUGUUGACAUUGUUCAAAAACAUCAACGUGCUGAGGGAAGUGCGAGACGACUCAUUAAAGCAGCUCUCCUUGAAGCAUCGCGAAAACGUGAGAUGACAUACUCACAUCUGAAGACGAUCGGUAAGGGGGUUCGCAGGCAUUUCCACGACGAUAUUACUGUCAUCGUCCUAUUUUUCAGCCAUGCAGUACAGCCCCUUUCCAUAAGAUGUCCCUUAGAUAAUGGCAGUAAUGGGCCAUUAUCUAGUUCAUCCAUGGAUGCUCAAUUUCUAGCACCAGGAAACGCUGAUGAGAUGCUUUCAUAACCGACAUUGCUGCGAAAAAUACACAACCCAACAUGUAACGCAUGCACUGUCAGGAGUGUGAAGCGCAAUAUGUAAUAGGCGUAUUCGUGUGUGAUGUUGGCGUAAACAAGUUUAGUUUGUGUUGGCCCACUGGGCAGUGUUUGGCUGUGAGCACAUAAUCUCCAGUCUUGUAUCGAUGAACACUGAACUGAAUAUUUUGGGUAUGAACUACUGAAACUUGGAGAAGGGGACAUCUUCCUCCCUCCUCCCUAGCUA